Messenger RNA from Candidozyma haemuli, 1908 nucleotides. RefSeq names its product Emp70p (gene EMP70). The transcript has a single exon. Lineage: Eukaryota; Fungi; Ascomycota; Pichiomycetes; Serinales; Metschnikowiaceae. Gene Ontology annotation, cellular component: fungal-type vacuole membrane; endosome. The coding region runs from base 1 to 1908 and encodes 635 amino acids. The record is from RefSeq and is a predicted model, not a curated record. Gene Ontology annotation, biological process: protein localization to membrane; vacuolar transport.
AUGAGAUCGUACCUUUGGUCUACUCUUGUCACGCUUUUCUUGGUGACGUUUGCUGAGGCCUUCUACUUGCCGGGAGUGGCUCCAACCACUUACGCAGAAGGUGACAGAAUUGAGUUGUUGGUCAAUCAUUUGACCCCGUCAUUGACCCACCUCACCACCACCAACCACAGAGAGAAAACGAGGACUCAAAUAUAUUCAUAUGACUAUUACUAUCCAAAGUUCCAGUUCUGUAAACCUGCUGGUGGCCCCAAGAAGCAGCUGGAGUCCCUCGGAGCCAUCAUCUUUGGUGACAGGAUCUUCAAUUCUCCAUUCGACAUCCUGAUGUUGAAGAAUGAGCACUGUAAGACGUUGUGCCCAACGAAAUAUAGUAAAACGGAUGCUGCUUUUGUCAGCCGAAACAUCAGAGCAGGCUACAAUUACAAUUGGAUCAUUGACGGUUUGCCUGCUGCUAAGAUCGUGAAGGACAUGAGAACAAGCACUGAUUUCUACUCUUCUGGUUUCCCAAUUGGUGAAGUUGAUGACAGCAACAGAGCUUAUCUUUUUAACCAUUUCAACAUCAACGUUGAGUACCAUAAGAGAGCAGAGGGCCAAUACAGAGUCGUUGGUAUCACUGUUGCUUCUUCUUCCAUGGACAGAAGCAAGCUCGACAAAUCAAAGACCGCUGCCGAGGACUUGUGUAACCCUAAGUUGGCCCGUGUCAUGUUGUCGAAAGACACUGAGAAGGAGGUUUUGUUCACUUACUCUGUCACUUUCCUGGAGUCCUCGACUGCUUGGGCUACAAGAUGGGACAAGUACUUGCACAUUUAUGAUCCAAAGAUUCAAUGGGUUUCCUUGAUCAACUUUUCUUUGGUGGUCAUUAUUUUGGGUGUCAUCAUGGCCCAUAUCUUGGUCACUACCUUGAAGAACGAUAUUGUCAAGUACAACGAGGUGAAUUUGGACGAUGAUGUUGCUUAUGACAGUGGCUGGAAGUUGGUGUACGGUGAUGUUUUCAGAUCGCCUCCUAACAGAAUGCUUUUGUCUGUUUUGGUUGGAAGUGGUGCCCAAUUGUUCUGCAUGACUUUGGUGACCAUUUUCUUCGCUGUCUUUGGCUUGUUGUCUCCAUCAAACCGUGGCUCCUUGUCCACUUUCAUGUUUAUCCUCUUCAUCUUCUUCAGCAUUGUCUCUUCAUAUGUGAGUGGCUAUCUUUACCGCUUCUUCGGUGGUGAAAAUUGGAAGGUUAACAUGUUAAUGACUCCAACCCUCGUACCUGGAGUCUUGUUUGGUGUCAUUGUGUUCUUGAACUUUUUCUUGAUCAAUGCCGGAUCAUCUGGUGCCAUCCCUGCCGGAACUAUGCUUGCCAUGGUUCUUAUCUGGUUUGCCAUAUCUUUCCCAUUAUCCGUCGUUGGUUCGAUUCUUCAGUCCAAGAAACCUAUCCUUCUGGUUCCAGUGAGAACAAACCAAAUUCCAAGACAAGUGCCUCAACAGCCAUGGUACUUGAAGACAGUUCCAGGCAUGAUAAUGUCUGGUCUUUUCCCGUUUGGAUCCAUUGCCGUUGAGUUUUAUUUCAUCUUCUCGAGUAUCUGGUUCAACAGAAUUUUCUACAUGUUCGGCUUCUUGUUUUUCUGUUUUAUUUUGAUGAUUUUGACAACCGGCCUUAUUACAUUGUUGUUUGUGUACUACACUUUGUGUAGCGAGAACUACAAGUGGCAAUGGAAGGCCUUGCUCAUAGGUGGAGGCUGUUCUGUCUAUGUUUUCCUUCAUUCCUUGAUCCUUGUCAAGGGAGCUUUGAAAGACUUUACAUCGAUGGUGUUAUAUCUUGGGUACACCGCUGUGAUCUCGAUUCUCGUUUUCUUGGUUUGCGGCUCGGUGGGCUUUAUCUGUGCUUUAUUCUUUGUCAGAAGAAUUUACUCCCAGAUCAAGAUAGAUUAG